This is a messenger RNA of Scaptodrosophila lebanonensis, 2476 nucleotides long. It is a transcript of the gene Gprk1, whose product is annotated as G protein-coupled receptor kinase 1. The transcript is spliced from 15 exons. Gene Ontology annotation, molecular function: ATP binding; G protein-coupled receptor kinase activity; G protein-coupled receptor binding. NCBI's taxonomy places the organism in Eukaryota, Metazoa, Arthropoda, Insecta, Diptera, Drosophilidae. The record is from RefSeq and is a predicted model, not a curated record. The coding region runs from base 252 to 2354 and encodes 700 amino acids. Gene Ontology annotation, biological process: protein phosphorylation; regulation of signal transduction; G protein-coupled receptor signaling pathway.
GAAAAUAAAUCUUUUUUUCAUUGUGACAGAGCUUGGUACCCGCAUACGUGUAAACAUACAUAUAUAUAUGUAGUUAUGUAUGCUAAACAAACAAAAAAUUUGUUUCAAAAGUUGUGCGGUUGUGCGAAAGAUAUCGUUUACAAAUAAAGAAUCGCGUUCUUUGUUAUGAGUGUUAUAAAGUUUAUUAUUUAUUUGUAUGAAAUAAAAUCGAUUAAAGAAACAUAGUCACGAAAUCAGAAAAAUCUGGUACAAUGGCGGACCUAGAGGCAGUUUUGGCCGAUGUGAGCUACUUGAUGGCGAUGGAAAAAUCAAAAUGCACACCCGCCGCAAGAGCUAGUAAAAAGUUAAUUUUACCGGAUCCAAGCGUGAGAAGCGUUAUGUACAAGUAUCUGGAGAAAGAGAACGAACUUAACUUCCACAAAAUUUUUAAUCAAAUACUUGGUUAUUUGCUAUUUAAGGAUUUUUGCGAAAAUGAUUCCGAAGAACCCAUACAACAACUCAAGUUUUAUGAGCAGAUAAAGAGCUUUGAGAAAACAGAAUGCUAUGAAGAACGAAAAAAAUUAGCCAGAGAAGUGUACGACAAUUUUAUUAUGGAAGAGAUGUUAUCCCACACAUAUGAAUACUCCAAAGAUGCUGUUGCCAGCGUUCAGAAAUAUUUAUUAAAGAAUGAAGUUCCAAUGGAUUUAUUUGAACCAUAUAUGGAAGAAAUAUUUAGCCAGCUUAAGGGCAGGCCAUUUAAAAAGUUUUUAGAAAGCGACAAAUUUACAAGGUUCUGUCAAUGGAAAAACUUGGAGCUCAAUAUUCAAUUGACAAUGAACGAUUUUAGCGUGCAUAGAAUAAUUGGGCGUGGCGGAUUUGGAGAAGUCUAUGGAUGCCGAAAAGCGGACACAGGAAAAAUGUACGCCAUGAAAUGCUUGGACAAAAAGCGUAUUAAAAUGAAACAGGGGGAAAUGCUGGCAUUAAACGAAAGAAAUAUGCUACAGGCCGUUAGCACCGGAAUGGAUUGUCCAUUCAUUGUCUGCAUGACUUAUGCAUUUCACACACCAGAUAAACUGUGUUUUAUAUUAGAUUUAAUGAAUGGUGGCGAUUUGCAUUACCAUCUUUCUCAACAUGGUGUUUUUAGCGAGGACGAAAUGAAGUUUUAUGCAGCGGAAGUUAUCUUGGGGUUGGAGCAUAUGCAUAAGCGCUUUAUUGUUUAUCGCGACUUAAAACCUGCCAAUAUUUUGCUUGACGAAAAUGGACAUAUACGAAUUUCUGAUUUGGGCUUGGCAUGUGAUUUUUCAAGGAAAAAACCACACGCUUCUGUGGGUACUCAUGGUUACAUGGCACCAGAAGUUCUAUCGAAAGGGACAUCGUACGAUUCAUGUGCCGACUGGUUUAGCUUCGGUUGUAUGUUAUAUAAAUUGCUUAAAGGACACUCGCCUUUUCGACAACAUAAAACUAAGGACAAGCAUGAAAUUGAUAGGAUGACAUUAACCAUGAAUGUGGAACUUCCGGACUCGUUUUCCAAUGAAUUAAGGAAUUUAUUGGAUAUGCUACUGCAAAGAGAUGUGCCAAAGCGACUGGGCUGCAUGGGAAAUGGAGCUGACGAAGUAAAAAUGCAUCCAUUUUUUUCUGGAAUCGAUUGGCACCAAGUCUAUAUUCAAAAAUAUACCCCACCAUUAAUACCACCACGAGGCGAGGUAAACGCCGCUGAUGCCUUUGAUAUCGGAUCAUUUGAUGAGGAGGACACGAAAGGGAUUAAAUUAAAUGAUAGUGACCAGGACCUAUACAAGCAUUUCUCGCUGACUAUUUCCGAGCGGUGGCAGCAGGAAGUUUCUGAAACAGUAUUCGAAACAAUCAACACAGAAACCGACAAGAUUGAACAAAAGAGGAAAGCCAAGCAAAAACAACAUUUUGAUGCAGAUGAGAAAGAGUCGGACUGUAUUUUACACGGAUAUAUUAAAAAAUUAGGCGUAUCUUUUGCAUCUCUAUGGCAAACCAAAUACGCAAAACUAUAUCCAAACCGCUUGGAACUUCAUUCUGAAAGUGGAAAUAAUAAGCCAGAAUUAAUCUUUAUGGACCAAGUAGAGGAUAUUUCAUCUGAUUUCAUUUUACACAAAAAUGAACAAUGCAUUCAAAUUCGUGUAAAUGAUGGCAGUCGAGAUGGCCGAAUUAUUUUAACAAACUCUGAUGAAAUCGGAUUAAAAGAAUGGUCGUCAUCCUUGAGAUCAGCUCAUAAAAUGUCACAGGAUCUCUUAGGUUCAAUGGCAAAGAAAGCUGGAAAAAUUUAUGGUAGCGAACGUGAUGCAAACAAAUCAAUGUAUAUAAUAGGCGGGGAGCGUUCAACAAAAUCAUCAAAUGGGUCUAAUUAAAUAAUGGAUUUAAUGCAGGUCAUUAUUGCAUACACACUAAAAUAAGAUACCCGCUCCAAACCUGUCCCGUAAUUUUAAUAAAUGUGAGAACGAUUCCUAAUAAAUGCAUUACUUGUAAAUGA